Melospiza melodia melodia is the source of this 4494-nucleotide messenger RNA. RefSeq names its product zinc finger protein 420-like. The transcript is spliced from 2 exons. Gene Ontology annotation, cellular component: nucleus. Bases 33 to 4250 code for a protein of 1405 amino acids. Lineage: Eukaryota; Metazoa; Chordata; Aves; Passeriformes; Passerellidae. Gene Ontology annotation, molecular function: RNA polymerase II cis-regulatory region sequence-specific DNA binding; DNA-binding transcription activator activity, RNA polymerase II-specific. The record is from RefSeq and is a predicted model, not a curated record. Gene Ontology annotation, biological process: regulation of transcription by RNA polymerase II.
UUGUCCUUGCUCCCCCAGAGCAGGAGCUGAGCAUGGAGAGCAGCGAGGAGCUGGUGGCUGAGGCCGAGCUGGGGGUCCAGGAGCAGCUCCAGGGUGGGGAGAAGAAGCCCCACAAGUGCUCCGAGUGCGGGAAGAUCUUCAAGAGGAGAUUGAACUUUAUCAAGCAUUGCAAAAUCCACACCGGAGAACAACUGGGAUCUGAGGGGGAAAAACCCACCCUGGAGCAGAGAUCCGAGCUGGGGCUCCAUGAGCAGCUCCAGGGUGGGGAGGAGAAGCCCCACAAGUGCUCCGAGUGUGGGAAGAGCUUCAGGUGGAGCUCGUCCCUGAGCAAGCAUCGCAGAAUCCACAAGGGGCAACAGGUGGGAUCUGAGGGGGACAAACCCACCCUGGGCCAGGGCCAGGGAUCCGAGCUGGGGGUCCAUGAGCAGCUCCAGGAGAAGCCCCACACGUGCUCGGAGUGUGGGAAGAGCUUCAGGUUGAGAUCCUGCCUGAUUAUCCACCAGAGGGUCCACACGGGGGGACAGCUGAGAUCUGAGGGAGAAAAACCCAACUUGGACCAGGGAGGGGGUCAGAGAUCAGAGGUGGAGGUCCAUGAGCAGCUCCAGGAUGAGGAGAAGCCUCCCAAGUUCUUGGAAUGGGAGAAGAGCUUCAUGCUGAAUUCCCACCUGAUUGAACAGCUGAAGAAGCAGACGGAGCAACAGCUGAGAUGUGAGGAGGAAAAACCCAACUUGGACCAUGGUGGUGGUCAGAGAUCAGAGCUGGGGGUCCAUGAGCAGCUCCAGGAUGAAGAGGAGAAGCCCCACAGGUGCUCGGAAUGUGGGAAGAUCUUCAUGCUGAGUUCCCACCUGAUGGAACACUUGAAGACCCACACGGGAGAACAUCUGAGAUCCGAGGAGGGAAAACCCAACUUGGACCAGGGAGGUGAGCAGAACUUGGGGCUCCACGAGCAGCUCCAGGGUGGGGAGGAGAAGCCCCACAGGUGCUCGGAGUGUGGGAAGAUCUUCAGGUGGAGAGCCAACCUGGUCCGCCACCUCAGAAUCCACACGGGAGAACGCCCCUACCAGUGUGGGGUGUGUGGGAAGAGCUUCAGCCAGAAUUCCAACCUGACUGUCCACCUCAAAAUCCACACGGGGCAGCAGGUGGGAUCCGAGGGGGACAAACCCACCCUGGACCAGGGCCAGGGAUCAGAGCUGGGGCUCCACGAGGAGCUCCAGGGUGGGGAGAAGAAGUCCCACAAGUGCUCUGAGUGUGGCAAGAUCUUCAGGUGGAGGUCCAACCUGAUCCGCCACCGCAGAAUGCACACUGGGGAGAGACCCUACGUGUGUGGGCACUGCGGGAAGGGCUUCACCCAGAAAGCCCACGUGAUGGAGCACCAGAAGAUCCACGUGGGGCCACAGCUGGGCGGAAAUCCAACCCUGGGUGAUGAAGGGGGUCAGGGAUCAGAGCUGGGGGUCCAUGAGCAGCUCCAGGGUGGGGAGGAGAAGCCCCACAAGUGCUCGGUGUGUGGGAAGAGCUUCAGGUGGAGAUCCAAAAUGAUGAGGCAUUUCAGAACCCACACGGGGGGACAGCUGAGAUGUGAGGGACAAAACCCCACCCAGGGUGAGGGAUCAGAGCUGGGGGUCCAAGAGCAUCUCCAGGGUGGGGAGGAGAAGCCCCACAAGUGCUCCGAGUGUGGGAAGAGCUUCUGGAAGAGCUCCAACCUGACCCGCCACCUCAGAAUCCACACGGGUGAACGACCCUACGUGUGUGGGGUGUGUGGGAAGAGCUUCACCCAGAAAACCCACCUGAGCGACCACCAGAAGGUCCACGCUGGGCAGCAGCUGGGCGGAAAUCCAACCCUGGCUCAUGAAGGUCAGAUAGUGAUGGUGGUGGUCCACGAGCAGCUCCAGGGUGGGGAGAAGAAGCCCCACAAGUGCUCGGAGUGCGGGAAGAGCUUCAGGAAGAGAGCCAACCUGAUGGAGCACAGCAGGGUCCACACCGGGGAGAAGCCCUACAAGUGUGGGGAGUGUGGGGAGAGCUUCAGCUGGAACUCGCAGCUGAUCCGCCACCAGAGGGUGACCCACACCGGGGAGAAACCCUACGAGUGCCAGUUCUGCGCCAAGAGCUUCACCUGCAAGUCCCACCUGACCAGCCACCUGAGGACCCACACCGGGGAGAAGCCCUACGGGUGCGACCAGUGCCACAAGAGGUUCCAGAGCAGCUCCUCGCUCGUCGUCCACCAGCGCUCGCACACGGGCGAGCGGCCGUUCCAGUGCCCCGAGUGCGGCAUGGGCUUCAAGGAGAAGUCAUCCCUCGUCCGGCACCGCCGGACCCACACCGGGGAGAGGCCCUACGGGUGCGAGCAGUGCCAGAGCUCCUUCCCGACCCGCUCGCUGCUGGCGGAGCACCAGCGCAUCCACACCGGGGAGAAGCCGUUCCGCUGCGACGACUGCGGGAAGGGCUUCCGGCAAAAGUCCAGCCUGGUCAAGCACCGCAGGAUCCACACCGGCGAGAGGCCGUACGUGUGCGGGCAGUGCGGGAAGAGCUUCACGCAGAGCUCCAACCUGUUUGCGCACCAGAGGAGCCACGCGGAGCGGCCCUACGAGUGCGAGUACUGCUGGAGGAGCUUCUCGCAGAGCUCCAGCCUGAUCCUCCACCAGAAGUGCCACACCCAGGUGAGGCCCUACGAGUGCAGGAAGUGCGGCAAGAGCUUCACCACCAAGUCCUGCCUCCUCACCCACCGCAUGAUCCACACCGGGGAGCGGCCCUACGAGUGUGGGGAGUGCGGGAAGGGCUUCAUGUCCAAGUCCCACCUGGUUUACCACCAGAGGAGCCACAGCGGGGAGAAACCCUACGAGUGCGAGCAGUGCAAGAAGAGCUUCACCAGGAGAUCCAACCUGACUGUCCACCUGAGGAGCCACACGGGGGAGAGGCCCUAUGAGUGUGAUGAAUGCCAUCAGAGGUUUUACACCAAUUCCGAUCUCGUCAGUCACCGGCGCAUUCACACCAACGAGCGGCCAUUUUGCUGUCCUGAUUGUGGAAAGGGAUUCAGGCAAAGGUCCUACCUCGUCAUCCACCAGCGAAUCCACACUGGGGAGAGGCCAUUCCGCUGCUCUGAUUGUGGGAAGGGCUUCAGGGACAGCUCUGCCCUCAUCUUGCACCAGCACAUCCACACUGGAGAGAAGCCCUACGAGUGUGAUCACUGCAAGAAGAGGUUCCUGAGCAUCUCCACCUUGGUUAAACACCAGAUGAUCCACACGGGGCAGAAGCCCUACGAGUGUGAUGUGUGCAAGAAGAGGUUUCAGAGCAGCACCACUCUUCGGGCACACCAGAUCAUCCACACCGAGGAGCGGCCGUUCCGCUGUCCUGACUGCGGGAAGGGAUUCAAGCACAACUGCCACCUCAUCACCCACCGGCGCCUCCACACCGGGGAGAGACCCUACAAGUGUGGGGAGUGUGGGAAGGGCUUCACCUCAAGCUCCCACCUGACUGUCCAUCAGAGGGUCCACACCGGGGAGAGGCCCUACGAGUGUGAUCAGUGCAAGAAGAGGUUCCCGAGCAGCGGGGAUCUCCUCAAGCACCAGCGCAUCCACACCAAGGAGAGGCCGUUCCGCUGUCCUGAUUGUGGGAAGGGUUUCAAGUACAACUCCGCCCUCAUCGUCCACCAGAACAUCCACACUGGGGAGAGACCCCGUGAGUGUCCGCAGUGUGGGAAGAGCUUCACCAACAACUCCAGCCUGGUUUACCACCUGAGGAGCCACACCGGGGAGAGGCCCCACGAGUGUGGAGAGUGUGGGAAGAGCUUCAUGUACAAGUCCCACCUGAUUUACCACCAGAGGAGCCACACUGGGGAACGACCGUACGAGUGUGACCAGUGCCAGAAGACGUUUCAGAGCAGCUCCCAUCUCCACAUGCACCAGCGCUCACACACGGAUGAGAGGCCAUUCCGCUGCCCUGAUUGUGGGAAGAGCUUCAGGCACAACGCCGAACUCGUUGCCCACCAACGCACCCACACCGGGGAGAGGCCCUACGAGUGUGAUCAGUGUGAGAAGAGGUUCCUGAGGAGCGCUUGUCUCCUCCGUCACCAGCUCAUCCACACCGAGGAGAAGCCGUUCCGCUGCCGUGACUGCGGGAAGGGCUUCACUCAGAAGAGCCAACUCAUCAUGCACCAGCGCAUCCACACCGGGGAGAGACCCCACGAGUGUCCCCAGUGUGGGAAGAGCUUCUGUCAAAUCUCCAGCUUGACCAGACACCAAAAGAGCAAGCACUGAGGGCAGCCCUGUUUGGAAAGAGCUCCCUGGGCUACUCCAGCUCCAUCUCGCACGGGAGGAUCUGCUCUGGAUGAUCCUCUUGAGCCCAGGUGGGCAGAGCCCCCUUGACUCCUGCUUGCAGCACACCUGGCUGGGGACUCCACAUCCUAUUGGCUCCUCAUAGCCUGGAUUUUCCUUUUAUUUGUCUAUGUUAUUUUUAUACACCUUUCUAAAUCCGAGGUUAAUAACAAAGAUGUUGAACGAA